UGUUCGCGGUUUUGUUUAACCGGCGUGAAAGGUGCGGGAAUCUGGGCCCGUCCUGAGGUGACGGAAUUGAGGAAGUGCGAGAGAGAGGUUCUGUCCCCGCUGCACAGAGGCGGGUCUCAGGCUCGACGCCGCCGCCCGGGGGGCCCCAUCCCAGGCCUCGGAUCCGGACCGCCGCGCCCGUCUGCUCUCUCCUCUCCUGGCCCCGCUCCGCCCACAGAGUCCGAUGGCAGCGGCAGCCCGAAAGAACCCGCUUCAGGGCAGUGUGACCUUUGAGGAUGUGGCUGUGUACUUCUCCUGGGAGGAAUGGAGUCUCCUUGAUGAUGCUCAGAGAUGCCUGUACCACAACGUGAUGCUGGAGAACUUGGCACUUAUAAUCUCCUUGGGUGAUAUUGCAUCUUGCUCAGCACUGUUAAGGGAAAUCUGUUCCCCGGGUCCUGCAGUGGAGCCCUGUGCCUUGAUGUCCUGAAUUCUGUUUAGAGUAACAUCAAUGAUUUUAAGAUUAUAGAAACACUGGAUUAAUAGAGGCGGAGAC
Budorcas taxicolor (takin) is the source of this 532-nucleotide messenger RNA. RefSeq names its product zinc finger protein 154-like. The record is from RefSeq and is a predicted model, not a curated record. The transcript is spliced from 3 exons. Gene Ontology annotation, biological process: regulation of DNA-templated transcription. The coding region runs from base 224 to 466 and encodes 80 amino acids. Lineage: Eukaryota; Metazoa; Chordata; Mammalia; Artiodactyla; Bovidae.